CCAGCACGUUGUCCCCGGCAACCCCAGGACGCCGGGCGGCGCGGUGCGAGCCACUGACCCGGUCCCCGGGGCCAGAGGAGCAAAGGGCGAGCUGUCGGAGGCCAGCAUGGAGCCAGAGAAGAAGGGGCUGUCGUCGGCUUCUUCCAACGGAGACGGGAGAGAAAAUAAAUUAAAACAAGGAAUUUCCCAAGACUUGGCUUCUUCCUCCAGAUUAGACAGAUAUAAGAUAGCAAGGCAAUUAACAGAAAAAGCUAUCAAGGAGAAGAAGAUUUUCUCUAUUUACGGACACUACCCGGUGGUCCGGGCCGCUCUGCGAAGGAAGGGCUGGGUGGAGAAGAAGUUCCACUUUUUGCCCAAGUUCAUUCCGGAUGUCGAGGACGAAGGCGCUGGGGUUGCUGAUGUUACAUGUGGCAAAGUCAAAGAAAAUCAAGAAAUGGCCUUGGAGAAAACAGACGACAUCCACAACGUGAUGUCUAGGUUGGUAAAAAACGAGAUGCCGUACCUCCUCUGGACCAUCAAGAGGGACGCCAUUGACUAUCACAGCCUGACCUGCGACCAGAUGCUGAACCACUACGCAAAGACAGCCUCCUUCACCACCAAGAUCGGGCUGUGCGUGAACAUGCGGAGCCUGCCCUGGUACGUCCCGGCCAACCCCGACUCCUUCUUCCCGCGCUGCUACAGCCUCUGCACCCAGAGCGAGCAGCAGGAAUUCCUGGAAGACUUCCGGCGCACCAUGGCAUCCAGCAUCCUCAAGUGGGUGGUCAGCCACCAGAGCUGCAGCAGGAGCGGCAGGAGCAAGCCCAGGGGCCGGAGGGAGGAGGCCGGGAGCAGCGACCUGAGCAGCAGGCAAGAUGCCGAAAAUGCUGAGGCAAAGCUCAGGGGUCUCCCGGGACAGCUUGUGGACAUCGCAUGCAAGGUGUGCCAGGCCUACCUGGGGCAGCUGGAGCAUGAGGACAUCGACACGUCGGCGGACGCCGCGGAGGACCUCACCGAGGCCGAGUGGGAGGACCUGACACAGCAGUACUACUCCCUCGUUCAUGGUGAUGCUUUCAUCUCCGAUUCAAGAAAUUACUUUUCGCAGUGCCAGGCUCUGCUGAAUCAAAUCAUGUCUGUGAACCCUCAGACGGACAUCGACGGGUUCCGGAACAUCUGGAUUAUAAAGCCCGCGGCCAAGUCCCGGGGCCGAGACAUAGUGUGCAUGGACCGUGUGGAGGAGAUCCUGGAGCUGGCGGCUGCAGACCACCCUCUUCCCAGGGACAAGUGGGUGGUCCAGAAGUACAUCGAGACGCCACUGCUCAUCUAUGACACCAAGUUCGACAUCAGACAGUGGUUCCUCAUCACGGACUGGAACCCCCUGACCAUCUGGUUCUACAAGGAGAGUUACCUGCGGUUCUCAACACAGCGCUUCUCCCUGGACAAGCUGGACAGUGCCAUCCACCUGUGCAACAACGCCGUCCAGAAGCACCUGAAGAAUGACGUGGGCCGCAGCCCCCUGCUGCCUGCACACAACAUGUGGACCAGCGCCAGGUUCCAGGAGUACCUGCAGUGCCAGGGCCGUGGUGCCGUGUGGGGCAGUGUCAUCUACCCGUCCAUGAAGAAGGCCAUCGUCCACGCCAUGAAGGUGGCCCAGGACCACGUGGAGCCUCGCAAGAACAGCUUUGAGCUCUACGGGGCCGACUUCGUCCUUGGAAGGGACUUCAGGCCCUGGCUGAUCGAGAUCAACUCCAGCCCCACCAUGCACCCGUCCACACCGGUCACAGCCCAGCUGUGUGCACAGGUGCAGGAGGACACCAUCAAGGUGGCCGUGGACCGCAGCUGUGACGUCGGCAACUUUGAACUCCUGUGGAGGCAGCCUGUGGUUGAGCUGCCCCCAUUCAGCGGGUCCGACCUCUGCGUGGCAGGCGUCAGCGUGAGGAGAGCCAGGAGGCAAGUGCUGCCUGCCUGCAACCUCAAGGCCUCGGCCUUGCUGUUGGACACGCAGCCACUGGAGGCACAGGGCCCCUCGGCCAUGCCCGACCCUGCCCAGCGAUCCCCACGGCCAGCUCUCCAGCGAGACUUGGGACUGAAGGAAGAGAAGGGGCUCCCCCUGGCCUUGCCGGCACCCUUAAGGGGGCUGGCCGAGAGCAGUGGAGCCCCGCAGCCUACCCGCACCAAGGCUGCUGGGAAGAUGGAGCUCCCGGCCUGCCCCUGUCGCCAUGUGGACAGUCAGGCCCCAAACACCGAUGUCCCUGAAGCCCAGCCUAGCAAACACUGGAAUCCAAACCAGCUAAAUGCACACCCCCUGGCACCUGUGCCACAGAACCUGAAGACAGUGGAGGGUGCCCUGCGUCCGCCGCCCGGAGGAAAAGGUUCAUGACAGAGUCAGAUUCUCUGCGGCAGGAGGCCAGGUUGCAGCCACUCUACCACUGAACACUGAAUAUGUCUUUCCACUGUCUUGUCUUUGCUGUGGCUCUCGGAAAAUCGGCAGAGUCAGCCAUCAUUCUGCAAGGGGAGCUGUCAAUUCUACCUGCCAGCUUUUAAGACUGUUUUAAUACGAUAUCUGAGUGUUCAAUUUGAUUUUUACUUAUUCGAUCUGGAAUUUGAAUGUC
Piliocolobus tephrosceles (Ugandan red Colobus) is the source of this 2588-nucleotide messenger RNA. It is a transcript of the gene TTLL8, whose product is annotated as tubulin tyrosine ligase like 8. Gene Ontology annotation, molecular function: protein-glycine ligase activity, initiating. The transcript is spliced from 14 exons. The record is from RefSeq and is a predicted model, not a curated record. NCBI's taxonomy places the organism in Eukaryota, Metazoa, Chordata, Mammalia, Primates, Cercopithecidae. Gene Ontology annotation, biological process: cilium movement; protein polyglycylation; cilium assembly. Gene Ontology annotation, cellular component: axoneme; microtubule cytoskeleton. Bases 107 to 2356 code for a protein of 749 amino acids.